UCAGUUGUAACCACAACCAAUUCAAUUAAAAUACCCUAUUUUUGUUAAAAUCUGUCAGAGCUAAUCUAAUGUAUUUAGAAGAAUGACAAAUUACAGAAUAUUGGAAAAACCGUCUGAGCAACCAUGACUUUUUACGAAUUCAAAAUGUCAGGCAAUAUCAUUUUCAUGAUGUGGCAAAUUAAGUAUGAAAAAUUGUCACCGAAAGAAAGUAUAAAUAUUAAAGAGUUUAGGGCAAAAUGAGGAAUAUAUCUGCCUGUCAUUAGAUGAGAUGUUGCCAUGGUAACGGCCUUAAACCAAAAAUCGACAACCAAAAUAUAAGCCUUAUUUUAACAGUACCCAUACUAGUAAAUCUCUACAGGGAAAUCUCUACAGAGAAAUUAACUAACUUUUCUAACUCGCGCUCUAUAGGGAUGGUGUUCGUAAAUACUCCAGGGAGCCACCUUAAAAGGAACGUGACAAGUGAACUCGUGGUUGUUGUUGUAAUAGUUGUAAUCAGUAAAGAGUGUAAACAGAAAAACGCUGUAACAACUGUCAUUGGAAAUUAAAGUGAAUUAAUAGAACAAAAGAGUGUUGAGGUGAUCUGCUAGUUUCCCCAAAAGUCUGCUUCAACAAGUUCAUGACACAUCGGCUGACUGAGCUGUAUCUUUAUAACAGUUAGAUGUUAAGGCGUGGCCAGUCCACGUGCCAUUCAACCUGAGGGCAGCAUAGAAUCUUAAAAUUAACCUGACCCAGAAGCUUGUCACCUUCAAAAGGCUCAGUCACGGCGUUUCGAGUUAUUUUGUCCACGUACAAAAUUAUCUUUAAAUUAAAGGAAACCUAAAAAUGGUAGUUUACUAAGAUAGCAAAAUACCAGAGAGAUAACAAUAAAUCGUAAAGCAACAAGUUUGGUUAAGAUGGAGAAGAUUAGCACGGAAUACGAAUGACGAACUUAGCCUAAAAUUUAGCCUAAACUUUUCAUGAUGCGCAAACCGUGACGUAGCUCCUUUAACUGAACAAAAGUCAAGCAGAUGAAGGAAAAUUUAUAUUUACUAAGGCUAUAUUUAGACAUAUCGCACAAUAUGGCUUAUCCCAGUUUUCUGUACUACAUCUUCGGCAGAGAGGAACCUGGAGGCAAAGUUGUCAACGUGUUGGGUGCAAGAAGCGUGUCAUAAGAACAAAGAAAAGCACGAAGACGUCAGACUGAACCUUGCAGCUUAGGAUAUCUACAACUGAAGAGCACAAGCAAUGAAUGGAAAGUUACUUUUUGCAGUUACUGCCAUGUUAGUUGUGGCCACUGUAUAUACGGUAUUCAUACUGUGCAUGAAUGAUACACAGGUACGAGGCUUACAACCCGCUUUAGCGCGAGAGAAAGGUUCUCGUGGGACAAGGUACUCUAGAACCAACGAUCAAGAGAAAUCAGACCAGGAUGUCUUUGACGGUGUCCAAACAUUUCUGAUGUUUAUCGGCUACCCUCGCAGUGGUCACACCCUUGUUCGGUCCUUGUUAGACGCUCAUCCUAAUGUGAUCAUUGCCAAUGAGUUGGAUGUAAUAAGCAAGUGGCAACAGUGGAGCACUGCCGACAAAAACAAGGAUUUCCUGUUUAACCAGCUAUACCUGAACUCCAUAAAGACGGCUUCAGUCCAACACCGCUAUAGUUACUCCGUACCAGGACAGUGGCAAGGAAAAUACAAUAACAAUAUUUUGGUUAUAGGUGACAAGAAAGGUGGAAAAACAACUAAUCAACUCAAGAAAUUAAGCAACGUGAACGCGUUGGAGGAAAUAAAACAAGUGGUUGAGAUGCCCAUGAAAUUUCUCCAUGUCGUCCGGAAUCCUUACGAUAACAUUGCUACGAUGUUGGUCAAAGCGUUAAAAAAACGUGAUGACACUGAUAGUGGGAAGAAGAUUAAUGACCCUUCCAAUUUAGACAAAGAGAUUAACAAGUAUUUCAUUUUAGCAGAGAGAAACAAUCAACUCAAGAAGAGUCUUCCCGGCGAAGUUUGCGAGGUCCACAGCGCAGAACUGAUCAAACAACCAAGAAAAACCCUGCUGGGAAUUUGUCAGUUUUUGCAUCUUACUUGUGAGCAGCGCUAUAUUGAAGACUGUUCCAAGAUUAUAUUCCCCGAGGCUAAAAAAACGCGUUACAAUGUAGUAUGGACAGCUAAACAAAAGGACUUGGUGAGAGAAAAACUGCAGAGAGUUCCAUUCUUGCAAAACUAUAGCUUUGAAGAUUGAAACGAUUUCAGUGUCGUAAAAUUGAUUUUUGAAAGACUUGAACCUGUAGAGGGUCUAUUAUACUCUGGCGGUUUGGCGGUUUAAGCCAAUUUUGAGUGCCGGUUUUGUCUCGAAGUUUUUCGGUUUUUGCGUGUUUUGUUACGAUUAUUCAAUUAAAAGAGAGCCCUCUAAAGAGAGCCCUCAAAACUAAUACUUUUACGCGUCGUAAUAAACAUCUCAAGCAUUUGUGAACAACCUAUUAGAUGUCAAAACGUUUUGUUCGCUGGUUCCGGAAUGGAGUUAAAAGCAAUUUGAUGUUAGAUCUAGCAUUUCGUUAAGAAUUUGUUACAUACUGCUAAAAGAUCGGUUAUGAUGAUAAUCGCCCUUCUAGUAGGGCGGUUUCGGUUUUUAGGAGAAAAUGAAAGCGGUCUGCGAGUUCGAAGGAACAAAAUAUGGCGGUUUGAGGAAUGUACGACCCCUUAAUUAUUAAUAAUAGACCCUCAACCUAUGCAAUUCUGUGAAAUACCUUUGACUUGUAUCGAAACAUAACAUGGAUCUAUAGUGAGUUUGGUCGUCAGCAAGAGUUCUUGUAGCCUGCGUUGCAGGCGUAAACGCGGACGGGUUAGGAGAGAGGCAAAGGCAAGGAACACUCACUGUCCCUCUCUCCCACGCUUUCUCCUUUUAUCCCUACUCUUUCUUCCGCUCUCCUUCUACCUUCUGCCGUUUUACACAUGCUACGCAGGCAAGGGUUUUUGCUGCCUGCCUAAGACGUCCUUAUUAUUUAUCAGUGCAAAAUCAAGUUACUCACGCUUCGACAGGAUAAGACGCUAUUUGUAGGUUUUUUUUAUGAGGUAGUUUCAGCUGGGUAGAGUCCCACAACUAAAUAAAAUCGAGAGAAAAAUUAAAUUCUGAAAAUUAAGCAAUAGCUAGCAACUGCGACCACUAUCAGAAAAGUUUGCUUACACUCCAGUUAGCCUGUUUACGCCGGAUUAGCGCUCGGUAAUGGUUAUUGUUCGUUUAAAGACGACUUUUUUCCAAAAUAAGACAUACAUACACACAUACCCACUUUAUUUAGACACGGUAAAAACAUCAGUUACAAGAUUGAGAUAUAUUAAAUAAAAAAGAAAAAAAACUGAUUUACAUGUUUGCUGCGUGUGAGUAGGAGUAGGACAGUUGGCGAUUUAACUCGUAUCUCAAGUUAAUAAAAGAUCUAAUGGCUCUGACGUUAGAUGGAACGCUACUCAACAAAUGUGCCCCACUGUAGCAGAAACUACGUUUCAAAAAAAUCGGUACGGGGCUUAGGCUCAGCCAAUUUGUUUUCACUAUUUCUAAGUCCAUACUCCGCUGCGCGUCGUAUUUUCAACUCUCUUCUCGGUGUUUGGAUAUGAAACACUGUCUCUCGUGUUUGAUAUAUUACUUCCCAAUGGGAAGUACCAUAUUUUUUUCUCGAAAUUGACCUUUCAUGUAAAUAAAACGUUUAACAGAGGAGGUAAGUCUCUGCAGUUAUAAAAUGCUAAUGAGGUAAACUUUUGUCAGACUGUACAGUGAAACCUGAAUUAGUUGGACACUCUCAGGACCCAAGCUAGUGUCCGCUUAACCAGGGUGUCCGCUGAAAACAGGUUCUCUCAGAAUUCGUCUCAAAAGGCAGGAGUGCUCAACGGGAAAAAUUUUAAAAUUGACUUGUUGUUGCUCGAAAGUAUUAAUUGACAUCCAAUAAGAGAUAAAUAGUUAAUAAUUAACAACCAUGGGAAAAUAAUAUCCGCUCCGCACCGCCAGCUAGUAGAAGAUACCUAAAUGAAGUUGCCAGCC
Orbicella faveolata is the source of this 3999-nucleotide messenger RNA. RefSeq lists its product as uncharacterized. Gene Ontology annotation, biological process: peptidyl-tyrosine sulfation. Gene Ontology annotation, cellular component: Golgi apparatus. Lineage: Eukaryota; Metazoa; Cnidaria; Anthozoa; Scleractinia; Merulinidae. Gene Ontology annotation, molecular function: protein-tyrosine sulfotransferase activity. The record is from RefSeq and is a predicted model, not a curated record.